Messenger RNA from Fusarium coffeatum, 768 nucleotides. RefSeq lists its product as uncharacterized. Gene Ontology annotation, biological process: chromatin remodeling; regulation of transcription by RNA polymerase II. The record is from RefSeq and is a predicted model, not a curated record. The coding region runs from base 1 to 768 and encodes 255 amino acids. The transcript is spliced from 5 exons. Gene Ontology annotation, molecular function: histone binding. Gene Ontology annotation, cellular component: NuA4 histone acetyltransferase complex; Swr1 complex. NCBI's taxonomy places the organism in Eukaryota, Fungi, Ascomycota, Sordariomycetes, Hypocreales, Nectriaceae.
AUGGCUCCGCGUAGUCGAGCACCACCUUCCAGCCGCAAAGUGCUUUUGAAAAACUCUAGAAACGACACUAAUAUCCGACUUCAGCGCAAAGUCAAAGUUGUUACCGAGCAGCAUGUCAUCGACAAGCCCUCGCCAGUGGAGCAAUUCCCUAUGCGGGAAUGGAGUUUAAAGGUGUUCCUCGUUGAUGAGGACGGUAACGAGCGUCCCGCCGAUGUAUUCACGAAGGUUGUCUAUAACCUGCAUCCCACGUUCGAGAACCCCGUCCAGAGUUUCACAAAGCCCCCGUUCACAUGCAAGAACGAGGGAUGGGGAGAGUUUGAAAUCUCUAUCGACUGCUACACAACCGAGAAGACAAAACUAGCACCAAUUAUUCAUGACCUUAACUUCCACCAAGAAAAGUACGAUCAGACGCAUACUGUCACUUUCAAGAACCCAUCCCAGAAUUUGCAGGAGCGCCUGCGCGAAACUGGUCCUCUCCCCACCGACGACGAUCACCGUCCCAAGAAGAAGGGUCUUGCUACUAAGAAGACCAAAAACUACGACUACGAGAAGAUCGCCGAAUCCCUGGAGAAGCUUGAGGAGGAGGAUCUGCUCCGUGUUAUUCAGAUCAUCAAUGAAAACAAGGGGCCAGACACCUACAUAAGAAGUGAUGUUGAGGUGGAUGACUUGGUUAAAGCCGGAGAGUUCUCCAUUGAUCUCUACACCAUGCCAGACAGCCUCACGUCGAAGCUUUGGGACCAUCUCUCCAAGAAGGGCCUUGUCAGCUAG